UAGAACUCAAAUACAGAAAUAACACCAAAGAGGAGAGAUAUAGAAAUGGCCAAGAACGUGAGUAUCGUAGCAUUUGUUGUCGCCCUGUCCUGCUUCUGCUCUUUGGCCUAUGCCACAACCAAAAGCAAUCUCUUUGUGGAGGGCAGGGUGUACUGCGACCCAUGUCGUGUCCAGUUCGAGACUAGACUUAGUGUACCCCUCGAAGGUGCUGUGGUAGCUUUGGAGUGCCGAGGCCGUGAGAAUGGUACCUUGGCAUACACACUCCAAGGCAAGACCGAUAAGAAUGGCAUCUACAGCCUUCCCACCGAUGAGGACAUGGAGGAGCAAAUCUGUGAGGUGAGGACCGUGAGCAGCCCUAGGGCUAAUUGCAAUGAACACUUUGAAUUCGAGAGAGCUAGGGUUUUGCUGACAUACAACAAUGGUGUCAAGUCCAUGGCUCGAUAUGCCAACCCCCUUGGGUUCAUGCAGAAGGAGAGUGUCACUGAGUGUGAGCAAGUUCUUAAGGAAUUGUUCCCCGAGGAGACCGAGGAAGUAUAGAAAUAUUAUACAUACCACACUCUGUCACCAUAAUGUGAACUACUUAAUAUAUAUAUAUAUAUAUAUAUAUAUUUGUGGGAAGGAGUUAACUCUCCCUCUUUUUAAUUGUAUAGCUCUCUACAAAAUUAUUUUUAUUUUAUUUUAAAGAACAUCACAAUAAAAGGAUCG
Prunus persica (peach) is the source of this 705-nucleotide messenger RNA. RefSeq names its product olee1-like protein. The transcript has 2 exons. The record is from RefSeq and is a predicted model, not a curated record. NCBI's taxonomy places the organism in Eukaryota, Viridiplantae, Streptophyta, Magnoliopsida, Rosales, Rosaceae. Bases 46 to 537 code for a protein of 163 amino acids.